Danaus chrysippus (African queen) is the source of this 204-nucleotide messenger RNA. The record is from the annotation of a GenBank genome assembly. Lineage: Eukaryota; Metazoa; Arthropoda; Insecta; Lepidoptera; Nymphalidae.
UUGGUCAAUCAGUUGGACGAUCAGUUGGACGAUCAGUUGGACGAUCAGUUGGACGAUCAGUUGGUCGAUCAGUUGGUCGAUCAGUUGGACGAUCAGUUGGUCGAUCAGUUGGUCGAUCAGUUGGUCGAUCAGUUGGUCGAUCAGUUGGUCGAUCAGUUGGACGAUCAGUUGGACGAUCAGUUGCCCAACCAGUUGCCCGACUAG